UUAGAAUUUUAUUUUAAAAAUCAGAGUAACAUUUAUUAGAAAUUAAUUUUUAAUUUUUUAAAAAAUAAGAUAGAAUAGUCUUUAUAAUUUUUAAUGAGUAACCUGUGAAUAUUAGAAAUUAAUUUUAGAAAUAAGAGUAACAUUUAUUCAUGACAAAUGCUUGUAGCAAUGACGACAAUGGAUUUGUCGUUUGUGAUACGGUUUGACGGUAGCAUUGUAAACUCUCCCCGCGGAGUAGAAUAUUUUGGGGGUAGUUAUGUGCAAGUGCCGUUGACUGGAAGAAUAAAUUUCCAACAGUUGAUUGAUAUUUGUGGAUCGGCAAUAACCAGUGCUGUGGGCCCGGUGGAGAUCAGUAAGAUAUAUUUUCGGGUUCCUCAUUUUCAAGGGGAACAAAUAUAUUCCUAUUCCUUGAUGGAUGUCCAGGGCGAUCCACAUGUAUGUGCUAUUCAGACUGAGGCAUGUCGCAUGCCAGCACUAAGAUUUUUAGAGUUGUACGUGGAGUACCGCAAGGCGAUUCUUGAAGAUAUUUCUAUUGAUCAACUGCAUAUAUCUGCUUCUAGUGAGUCGGAGAGGGACAGUGAGGAAGAAGGAGAACACGAUCACUACGAUACCGAAGUGGAGAAUAUGGAAGACAUACUCAUUGCUGCUGAACCUAGUAAUACAGUGUACCAGUCCCGACUGCCGGCACAUGUUAGACGUGUAGAUCUCGAAGACUUCGACGUCGACUUGGACUCAUGGGAAAAGCAGAAGGUUGAGUGGGAGAGGGGGAUGGAGUUUGAAGAAGGGAUGACUUUCUCGAGCCGAGAUGCUGUUCGGGCUUGUGCUGUUACCUAUUCGGUGGACAAUGGAAGAGAGUUUCAGAGUUGUCGGACGACGCUGAAAACGUUGGUUCUCGUUUUCAAGCACAAAGAGAUAUGCCCAUGGUGGCUGCGUGCCACACUUCUUAAGAAAACCAACACAUGGACGUUGACAAAAUACAUCGGGCCACACAUAUGCGAUAUGCAAGUGUCAGUUCGUCACCACCGAAAUUUUGGGAUUGCUCAGAUCGCCAAUUAUAUUAAGACGCAAGUGCUAGGUCAGCGUGACAUACGGAUCAAGACGUUGAUUGCGGGACUACUUGAAUUUACCGAAGUAGCUCUUCCGUAUAAAAGGGUGUGGUACGGCAAAGAGAGGGCAAUCUGCAGCGUUUAUGGGGACUGGGAAUACAAUUACAGUCAACUGACAAAGUUCAUGGAAAAUGUGGUGAAAGUGAAUCCUGGAUCGUUCUGGCAUGGCGAAGGCCCAAUAUCCGAGUGUGGCGGGCUUCAAUGUCGAAUUUUCGAACGAAUGUUCUGGACGUUCUUCCCGAUGGUGGACGGAUUUCCGUUUUGCAAGCCAAUUCUAUUCAUCGACAGCACCCACUUAUACGGAAAAUAUAAGAUGCACAUGUGGAUAGCUUCGGCGAUAGAUGGCAACAACCAUAUAAUGCCGGUGGCUUUUGCGCUCGUGGAAUCCGAAUCCAUUGCCAGUUUUGAAUAUUUCCUGGGUCAUCUCCGAGAUCAAGUCUUACGCAAUCGCAAGGUUGCCAUCGUUUCUGAUCGUGCUCCCGGAUUAAUUUCCGUUUUGAAACGUCCGGAGUGGGACGACGUCGAUCACUUUUUCUGCAUAAGGCAUUUAAUGGCCAAUUUCCACUCUUUAAUCGGAAAUAGGGAGUUGAAGGACUUGGCUGAGAAAGCGGGUCGGGCCUUUCAAGAGAAGAAGUACGACGCAUGCAUUGAGAGCAUGAGGAUGAGAUCGGCAGCAGGGCAUGCAUACUUGACCAACACAGAACAUUUGAGACCCGAGCAGUGGACUAUGUGUCAUGACAAAAAAGGGCAACGAAACGGGAUUAUGACAACGAACUACGCCGAGUCCGUUAAUGCGAUGCUGAAGAAUAUAAGGGGCCUUCCUAUCACAGCAAUGAUAGAGGCUAUCUUUGACAAGUUCAGUGAUACGUUUGUCCGGCGUUGGGACAUGUAUAAAGACCUAAUCGCCAAAGGCGUCAUGUUUACUCCGAUCUGCAUCGCGCACAUCAAAAAGGCAACGCUAAAGGCCCGCUACCAUACUUGCAAGAAAUGUAACUCGGACAGCAUGACUUGCAGGGUGACCACCAAGAAGGACAAUCAGCGGAAUAAGGGAGGAAAUAUUCAGAAGGUCAACCUUAAAAAAAGGAGGUGCUCGUGCGGAAAGUUUCAACACCGUAAAUUACCCUGCUCCCAUGCCAUGGCAGUCAUUCACGAUCAGAAGUUGAACCCCACGACUUCAUCGGGUGGCGCUAUAGAACCGAGAAUGCCAUUCAAGUCUGGAAUACUCCGUUUAAACAGUUACCUGACGGCAAGAUGUGGAUUGCUUCUCGGGAGAUACCUUUCAUCCCAGAUGUUAACAGGAUAAGAGCGAAGGGGCGACCGGUAAACAGACGGAUCAGGAAUGACAUGGACCAGACCUAUAGGGAGGACAAUAGCCCUAACUUUUGUAGUAGAUGUAGUAUUGCCGGUCACACUGCUUAAACUUGUACCAAUUACAGAGAUAUGUGAUACGUAAUUUUCAAUUUUCUUGUACUAGAAUGAUGUUAGAAGAAAAAAUUGAUGUUAUUUUAAUUAAUACUAAAUGAUGUUAUU
Messenger RNA from Mercurialis annua (annual mercury), 2636 nucleotides. RefSeq lists its product as uncharacterized. The transcript has 3 exons. The coding region runs from base 157 to 2409 and encodes 750 amino acids. NCBI's taxonomy places the organism in Eukaryota, Viridiplantae, Streptophyta, Magnoliopsida, Malpighiales, Euphorbiaceae. The record is from RefSeq and is a predicted model, not a curated record. Gene Ontology annotation, molecular function: zinc ion binding.